Messenger RNA from Paracoccidioides lutzii Pb01, 1278 nucleotides. RefSeq lists its product as hypothetical. The transcript has a single exon. Bases 1 to 1278 code for a protein of 425 amino acids. Gene Ontology annotation, biological process: positive regulation of transcription from RNA polymerase II promoter by glucose. Gene Ontology annotation, cellular component: nucleus. The record is from RefSeq and is a predicted model, not a curated record. Gene Ontology annotation, molecular function: sequence-specific DNA binding.
AUGGCGACUCGUCCAGCUUCGUCCAGCAUUGCCAUGGCUCUUGCUAGCAAGACCGCCUCCGUUGAGAUUCCCAAGCCGCGUGACAGUGGCUUCGCUUCCGGUAGGGACAGCUUUGUGGCUGUCCAGACUCGUCACCAUCGUCAUGGCCAGCCCGCUAUGUUGCCUACUCCACCGCACUCUGUCUCCCCGAACAUAUACUCGAAUGGCUUCAAAAACCUCCACUCGAACCUCCCAGAUUCCUCUCCCUAUGCCUCCCUGCAUGUGGAUUCCGAUAUUGACCUGCAGGACGCUGUCGACCACGCGAAAAGCCAGGACCAGCACCAUCAUACUCCCUUGGUGGCCGAGAACCUGAGCUCCCUGACCGGGUCGGACCCGAUCUCCCCACGAAUGCUGGCUAAUAACCAUCUCCCCGACAUCCUUUUGAACCAUGGCCCCCUUGCUAUACGACACAUCAUUGGAUACCUGACCGCGUCGGUACCAGGUUUCUCCAGGAUCCCUCCGGCCAAAGCACGCAGACUGGUUGUGGGUGCCCUGGAAGGUCGAGGCAACGACAAUGGUGAAGGCGCAGGGGUCGAUGGUGAUGUCGAAUUUGAAAAAGUCGGAUGGGGCCGGUGGGAGGCGCGGCGUCGUAACCAGCCACCCCGACAUCCCAGCAGCAGCGGAGGAGAUAACCCCGCAUCCCCUCCUGGUAGUGUGCCAUCAUCAUAUUGCCACGAGAGAAUUCAGUUCCCGGCCACUGCUCCUGGUCGAAAGAUAAGGGACUGUUCCGGCCAGUAUGGCUCGUCCAUGGCAGGGGAUUCAGCUGUAUUCUCCCAUUCUGAUUUCGAUUACGCAGACCACGAGGCGGACAAAAUGUCUCUCGACGGCGACGGGGAUGAUAGGGCAUCCUCUUAUUGCUCCUCGUCCGAAGCUCCUGAGGAUGAAAUACCGAUUGACGGAGACUGGGACGAGGCAGACCUAACGGACGAAGAGGACUGGGCGCAGAUUGGAGCAGCCGCCCUCAGGGCUAGGUCUUACACUAGCGUCCCUGAGGGCGGUAGUUUUACGAAUAUCAACGACAAUAUGAAUCAUAAAUAUGGCCGCCAUCAUUACACUUCCUACACCAAGGGCUUCAGGGGACGGAAUCGUGGUGGCGGACCUUCCUAUUCGGCCCUGACCAAAUCCUCCCCCGGUGGGAUUCCUAUUCAGCCAAUUGAUUUUUCCCUUUUGGAUGGUGUUGGUGGUGGCGUCGAGGAACGCGCUGCGGUCGAAGCACUGCUAAAACUGGGUUCUAUGUAA